CUGCGCGGCGCGCACCGCCCGUCAGCGCCGGCGGAUGUCGCCGCGCGCCUUACGUCUAUGCAGCGCGGGCUACGUCAUGACCGUCCUACUGCCAAACAUGGCGGAUUUCGACACCAUCUAUGAACUGGACGAAGACGACGAGCGGGUAGUGAGCGACGAGCACCUGCCCAGAUACUGCCCUGAACCGGUGGUUAUGCGGGGGGCCGGCCACAUCACUGUGUUUGGCCUAAGCAACAAAUUUGAUGCAGAAUUCCCUUCUGUUCUCACAGGAAAGGUGGCCCCCGAGGAGUUCAAGGCGAGCAUGGGCCGAGUGAACACGUGCCUGAGGAAGAACCUGCCCGUCAACGUCAAGUGGCUGCUGUGCGGCUGCCUGUGCUGUUGCUGCACUGUGGGCUGCAGCCUCUGGCCCGUCAUCUGCCUCAACAAGAGGACAAGAAGAUCCAUUCAGAAAUUGUUAGAAUGGGAAAACAACCGGUUGUAUCACAAGGUAGAGUUUGUAGGCUGCGUAUAAUCCAUGUGUGUAGUGUUACUAAUCUAUAUGUGUUUGUAAAAGGAGGGGAAAAUGAAAUGCCAUGGUCAUCACUUUAUGUCCAUCUCUUUCCUGUGGUAGGUGGUCUGUGAGAAACCUAUUAGGUUCCUGGCUUUUUUAAGCAAGCUGACAUUUCUGAUUUCUAUUUUUUGAAUAUGAUGACUAAGAUAAAUGUAGGGUUUUGCUGUUAAAAAAAAGUGUAGUAAAACAGCACAUGUUUCGGUUUGAGGAUUGACUCACUUUUACUCUUCAGUUUGUUCUGACUGUGCUCUCUUCCUUAGCUGGGGUUAGGGUUAGUUAAUGGGUUAGGGUUAGUUAAUGGGUUAGGGUUAAUGAGGAUUGACUCACUUUUACUCUUCAGUUUGUUCUGACUGUGCUCUCUUCCUUAGCUGGGGUUAGGGUUAGUUAAUGGGUUAGGGUUAGUUAAUGGGUUAGGGUUAAUGAGGAUUGACUCACUUUUACUCUUCAGUUUGUUCUGACUGUGCUCUCUUCCUUAGCUGGGGUUAGGGUUAGUUAAUGGGUUAGGGUUAGUUAAUGGGUUAGGGUU
Messenger RNA from Paramormyrops kingsleyae, 1076 nucleotides. The record is from RefSeq and is a predicted model, not a curated record. NCBI's taxonomy places the organism in Eukaryota, Metazoa, Chordata, Actinopteri, Osteoglossiformes, Mormyridae.